Hemisphaericaspora subhashii is the source of this 1884-nucleotide messenger RNA. RefSeq names its product Mea1p (gene MEA1). Gene Ontology annotation, biological process: actin cortical patch localization; cellular bud site selection. Lineage: Eukaryota; Fungi; Ascomycota; Pichiomycetes; Serinales; Debaryomycetaceae. Bases 1 to 1884 code for a protein of 627 amino acids. Gene Ontology annotation, cellular component: plasma membrane; cellular bud neck. The transcript has a single exon. The record is from RefSeq and is a predicted model, not a curated record.
AUGCCUAAUAUAAAUUAUAUAGUGACCGCAGAAUUCCAUAUAGAUAAAGGACCCUCAUUAGUCCAUCAAUAUCCUCAUGAAUUACCUGGUAUCAAUAAUCUAUAUUUCUUGCCUGAGUUAAUGCUUCCGGAUCAAAUCCAUAAACGAGAAGAAGAUUUUACUUUAUUUAUGUUAUAUAAGAAUAAAUCAACUAAACAAUUUCAAUAUUUAUAUCAAGAGAAAGUAUGUGAAGAUAAACCAUAUUUCCUUUAUACGAUUGUUCAAAAUCAGAAAGAUGAGAAUUAUAAGAGAGGAUCACAAAUCAAAUCAUUAUCAAUAAUCACUAAGCUUCCAUAUUUUAAGAAUUUUAAACCUUUAUUAUUGAUUUGUUUAGAUUUAUAUUUUAAAACUGAUAGUAUUGAAAUAUUGAAAAAUUUAUAUGAAUCAAUUAAUGCUAAAAACUUUAUAAUAUCAAAAUCAAUAAAAUCAAUAUCCAUUAUUAAGAAAUUAUUAAUAACUUCAAUAUUAGAUUUACCAAUUCAUGAUAAAAUUUAUAAUGAUUCAGAAUUUAGAAAAAGAGCAUUAGGAAUUAAAAUGAAUGAAACUAUAAAUGAAGAUUUAUUUAUUAGAAAAGAUUUAAGUUUUAAUUCAAUUAUUUCAUUUAAUGAAAUGGAUAUACCCGUUAGAAUCCCCUUAUUGGAUUUACCUGAUACUAUUGGAGAUUAUCUUAAUCCAACUGAUUUAAAUUUCAAACCUAAUGCAAUUAAUAUAUUGAAUGCAAGAUUAGGUUCAAAUCGUUUACAUAAUGAAUUAACAAUUUAUGGAUUACAAACUCCUCCAAUUAUCGUGUUGAUUAAUGCUGUUUUAACAGGUAAAAGAAUUAUGUUUGUAAGUUAUGAAGAAUCUUCAGGUUAUAUAAUAGACCAUAUUCUAUUAUUAUUAAAAUUGAUAACUGGUGGAGGUAUCUUAUGUGGAUUAUUAACUAAUUAUAAUAUAUUUCCAAUUAUCGAUGUUUCCAAGAUUGAUUUAUUAAAUGGAUGUGAUUCAUUUAUUGCAGGUACAAUAAAUCCAUUCUUUAAAGAAAAUGAUAAAUUCUGGGAUGUCUUAUAUGAUUUAGAUGAUAAUGAAUUAUUCAUAAGUACACAACUUGAAGGUCAAUGGAUAGAUUAUAAACACUCCAUUAUAUCUGAAGAUGCAAGAUUUCUAUCAAAUUUACAAUUAUCAUUAUUUAGUUAUAAUGAUGAUUUAACUACAAUUCAAUUGAUUUUUAGAAGACAUAUAAAUGAAAUUCUACGGAUUCUUUUAAGUUCCAAGAACUUUAAUACAAGUCUAACUCCAAAAGAUCGUGAUCUUAUUUUGUUACUUGAUGGGAUAGGAUAUUAUUGGUCAAGUGAUGCUACUAAAUUAUUGGAAGUUUCAUGUUAUCAAUUGGUUACCAAGAAAUUUCAAGAUUUAUUAUAUCAAGGGAAAUUAGUUUACAAUUUAUUAUUACCUAAUUUAGCCAAUGAAUUGAAUUUGAUGGUCGAUAUUCAACAUCAUUUACAAAGUCUCAAUUCAAUUGAUAAAACUAAAAUCAAUGAACAUGAAAUUUGGUAUAACAUUUUAAAGUUUUUAAUUAGUGGGAAAUCUUUAGAGAUCUUUUUAUUGAUGACAUAUUUGAUUCCAGCGGUAUCAUCAGCAAGUAUACUGACCACUUCACAUGGAGGUGCAAUGACGGUAUUUGAUAAGAAUAAAGGUAUUGAAUUAUUGUUAUUAAAUUUGUUUAAUCAAGAUGAUCAGAUCAAAUCAAAUGUAGUGAUGAUUUUACAAGAACUACAAGAUAAUUUUGUAUGCGGAUGGUGUGUUAAUAAUUUCUUGAAAUCCAAUUUAGUUUAUGAUUUAGCCCUUGAUGAUUUACUCAAUUAA